GUUUUAGCCGAUCUUUCUUGUUUGAAAAGAUUAAUUCUAUCUCUAAUAUUUUGUUUUGACGAGUCGCUUAUUGGAGGAAAGGAUGUGCAAGUAGACACCUGUUUUGCCACCAUAAAAAGAUGGGGAAUGCAGUUUUUUGGUAGCAUAGGAGCUGAAAAUGCACAAGAAGAAAGCGGGGAAGUUUUUGUUUAUUCCUGAUAAUUUGGUGGUUGUACUGUUCUUGAUUGCCCUUAUAAACAUUGCUUCAACGGUGGAUUUACGCAAAUCAUUACCAGGCAAGGAAAAAGCGCCAGACUUGGAUACCAUUAUAGAGUCUCUUAUUCCUGAGGAAAAAAGGACAGUGAAGAGGCAACAAGGCAAGGAUGUUCCAGAUGACAGUGAUAGCGACAAUGAAGAAAUAAACGAGCUCAGCCGCCUCCAAGACCCAGGAAGUCAGGACCAGCAGGUUGGUGGAGCUAUCAAUGAAGGCGAUGCAGGAAAGAUCAAGCCCACGAUUGACAACUCCAUGGUACCAAGUGAUCAAAACCAGUCUUCCUCAGAUACAUUAGCAAAUAUAAGUGAAUUUCUCAAAAGCAAGGAAGGUGAAACUACAGUUCCAGUUGAUGGCGACUUCACUCUCUGGACCACGUGGUCGUCGUGUCCUCAUGCUUGUGGAAGAACUGCGCUGAGAUCACGUGAGCGGUAUUGCACCAAUCCAGCGCCCGCAAAUGGCGGGAGAAACUGCGAGGGACCGCGCUUUCAACUUAAGCUCUGUAAACUGAAGCAGUGUGCAGUUGACGGUGGCUAUUCGGAAUGGUCGGAUUGGACUUCUUGCUCUCAGAAAUGUGGACAGGGAAUGAAGAGACGACGACGGUAUUGUAACAACCCGACACCAGCCAACGGGGGACAGAAAUGCAAAGGAGCAAGGAAGCAAGUUAAACCUUGCUAUGGUAAAAAAUGCCAAGAUCAAGAUUCCAUUGUGGAUAUAGACCCCCAGACAGUGUGUGGUUACAAUCCAUGUAGGGUGGCAAAGUGCAUAUUAUUACCUUAUGCUACAUGUGUCAGUGACUUUAAAUGCCGGCCGGUGUUCUUCGACUCUGAGGAGAGGAAAGUUUCGCAGUGUACAGGUGAUAACUUGUACCUAAACGUGGACCCACAGGCCGUGUGUCGUUUCAAUCCAUGCAAAUACACCACUUGUAUUCAAGGCGCGGCUGCUAAGUGUGUUGUGAACACAAGAUGCCAUCCAGUUUUCCUUGACGCCUUUGGGAAGACCAUCAAAUGCAAAGGGGUAUUCAAGGUUCCUGCCAGGUACAUUUGUGGAUAUGACCCUUGCAGUGGAGCCGUUUGUAAAGCUGAUCCCACUGCACGCUGUUUGGUAGAACACACGUGUAAAGCAAUGUUCGUCAACUCGUAUAAUCAACGUAUGGAGGGCUGUAAAGCUCGACACCAUGUUGCCAAGGAAGAAGAUGAAGAAGAGGAACAGGUGAACGAUGACGAUAACAAUGAUGAUGACGAUGGAUCCCGAAUCAGCAAGCUGAUGAGUUCGAAACAUGGCGUCGGCGUAAGCAAAGAUAAUAAUGAUGAGGAGGAGGAGGAGGAUGAAGAUGGGACAAACUUAGCCAAAUUAAUAGGUUCAAAGGUGAAGGUCAGGAAAAAAGGAAGCGAUGACGAUGAAGAUGACGAUGACGAUGGAAUCCGUAUCAGUAAGCUGAUGAAUUCUCAGCUUAACGUCAGCGAUAAAGAUGAUAACGAUGAUGAUAAAGUUCAAGACAGUGAACAAGAAGCAACAGAGGAAAGUGAGACUGACGUCAGAAGUAAACUUCCGUCAAGAUUUAAGCGUCCAACACGAAAAGAGAUCGAGAGGCACAAGAAAAACAGAUUUAAACAUAGACAAUUAAAUUACAGUAAAUCUCAUCAUAAACGCUGGUUAGGCAAUGCAAGAUAAUCAGAUCAGAUUUGUAGUAGCUAGUGUUUUUAAUUUGAAUGGCGAUUUGUAAUUUGCGACCAAAGUUUGGUUUGCACGAUGCAUACUAAGUGCCAUUGUCAAUGCGGUUGCAAUGCGCCAUCUUUUUAGCCCUUCAAUGACUCAUGACCGGUCUCAAGAUAAGCAGGAAGUUGUAGAAAAAUUAUCAACAUGGAAACAAUCACUUAUAACACGAUCUGAGAACUAACAUACAAAGAAAUAACUGCAAAUGAGGAGCUGCUCGGGAAAAACAAUAAACAGAUCUGACAAAUUACAGGGGAAAAAACAGGAAACAAAACCGUUUUCAUUUGAUCAUUUAAUUGUUAUUAUUUUAGUCUUUUAUAUUACCAAUAUUAUCAACCAUGAGAAGUCUUUCCCCAUUUCUUUUAAAAGCAAUUGCACAAGUGAAGCUCUUGUUAAAACUACACAAAAAAUUGUCGAGUUUUACAGGUAGUCACGGCGUUUUAGAUGAUAUUGGAGAGCAAAAUCAUGAGCGCAGCGAGAAACUGUGAAGAAUCUCUCCAUUUUAAUGUUUACUUUGUAUUUUUCACAGAUUUAAGUGAUGAACACUUGCAUUUUACCGAUCGAA
Pocillopora verrucosa is the source of this 2531-nucleotide messenger RNA. RefSeq names its product thrombospondin-1. The record is from RefSeq and is a predicted model, not a curated record. Lineage: Eukaryota; Metazoa; Cnidaria; Anthozoa; Scleractinia; Pocilloporidae.